Molecule: messenger RNA, 633 nt
Organism: Emiliania huxleyi CCMP1516
Lineage: Eukaryota; Haptophyta; Isochrysidales; Noelaerhabdaceae
Exons: 6
Coding region: 1-633 (210 amino acids)
Biological process (GO): vesicle-mediated transport
Cellular component (GO): Golgi apparatus
Molecular function (GO): small GTPase binding
Source: RefSeq, a predicted model, not a curated record
AUGGCAGCGCACCUGCUCGAGAUCGACGCGUCCGAGGCUUGCCGAUCCGGCCCUCGCCUCUGCUGCCGCAGCAGAGCGCCGCACACGCGCCUGGCGCAGCUGAAUCCGCAGACGCUCUCCUUCCAGGACUUCGGCUCGAGCGGCGGCGCAGGCGCGUCGUCGGCGAGCCCGAGCGCGACCGCGGGCGGGAUGGGCGGCGCCAUCGGCAGCGGCAUGCUCAAGCCGCAGUCGCUGGAGCAGAUGCAGGACGUGGAGGGGCAGCCGGGCUCGAGCGGCUUCUGGACGCUGAGGUACUACCAGCCGCUCUUCGACAUUGACACCAUCCAGGGUUCCAACUUUUUCCGGGGCCUGGUGCUCAACCGGAUCAAGGGCUCGCUGCUGCCGCGACCGCGCGGCGUCUUCUUUGACCUCAUCUCCGCGAAUCCCGACCUGUGGGGCCCGUUUUGGAUCGCGACGACCCUCAUCUUUGCCAUGGCGCACCUGAGCGACUGCUUCCCGUACGGCGAGGGCGCGCCCGAGCCUAGAUGCACAUGCGACGCAAAGCGGAAGAUGGCGACGCUGCUCGGCGGGAUGGCGGCCUGCCACUUUGUGCUGCUGCUGCUAUUCAAGCUCUACUUCUUCCACUACGCCUGA